Messenger RNA from Penicillium argentinense, 1341 nucleotides. Its product is annotated as putative inositol 5-phosphatase. Lineage: Eukaryota; Fungi; Ascomycota; Eurotiomycetes; Eurotiales; Aspergillaceae. The record is from RefSeq and is a predicted model, not a curated record. The transcript has a single exon. Gene Ontology annotation, molecular function: phosphatidylinositol-4,5-bisphosphate 5-phosphatase activity. Gene Ontology annotation, biological process: phosphatidylinositol dephosphorylation. Bases 1 to 1341 code for a protein of 446 amino acids.
AUGGAGGAUCUCAAUCUCUACAUCCUGACGGCCAACUGCGCCCGGAAUCUCAUCGACAUAGAUCGCUUCGCAGAGCACUUCUUCAAUGCGCUCCCUACUUCCACGGGAAGCUUCAGUGCCCCGGAGCUGAUCGUACUCUCGUUACAAGAGAUAGCGCCAAUCGCCUACUCAUUUUUGGGCGGAUCGUACCUGAUUCCCUACUACGAUGCUUUUAUUCAGGCGGUUCAAAAGGCCGCGACAAAACAAUUUGGUCGAUCCUACGAAAGUGUACUCCAGGAUCAUAUCGGCAUGACUGGGUUGAUGGUAUUUGCGCGCUCCGAUGUAACGGAUAGGAUAUCGUGGAUAGAGACGGCGUAUGUUGGGUUUGGUGUUCAGGAAAUGGGCAAUAAGGGUGCUGUGGGCGCGCGGCUGGGGUAUGUGGUUGACGAGCAUUCGGCGCAAACGAUGAAUUUGACCUUUGUCGCGGCGCAUCUGGCGCCGAUGGAGAAUGCGCUGGAACAGCGGAAUCUAGACUGGCAGAGUAUUGUCGAGCGACUGGUCUUCUCGCAGCAAGACACUGCGUCAAAGAGCGGUGAUAGUGAGGGGGCCGACGAGAAUGCCACACUGCUAGGAUCGCAUCGAUCGUCCGAGUCUCAGCCAGAAACGCGACGAGACCUGUUCGCACCGAAUUCCUACCUCUUCCUGGCCGGAGACCUGAACUAUCGCACCUCGGACAUCCAGCCCUCCAAGGCCGAUGUCCUUCGGUUCCCGCGCCGACUCGUCAAUCGCGAGAGCACCUUGCACUAUUCACACCUCCUCAAAGAAGAUCAGCUCAUGCGCCAGAUGCAACAAGGCAAGAGUUUCCACGGCCUCUCAGAGGCCCCCAUCGACUUCCCCCCAACAUACAAAUACUCCGACGCAGCGCGCGAGGCCGCGCGACUCGGCGUGGACAGCGGCGACGCAGAGUGGAAAUGGUCCAGCCACCGCUGGCCCAGCUGGUGCGACCGAAUCCUCUACCUCGACGCACCAGAGGGAGGUGAGCGACGGGUCAAACCCCAGGCGUACGAUGCACUCCCGUUGCUCCCACAGUCAGACCACCGGCCUGUUGCGCUGGCGAUUUCUGUACCCGUGCCGCUGAAACGCACCAGCUCGCGGGCUGAUCACACGGACGAGUCGCGGGUGGCUCCAUUCGCAAUCGAUCCCCGAUGGAGGAGUCGGCGGGAGGUUGCGCGGCGGAAGGAGGUGGUGGUGGGCGUGUUGGCGUACCUAGGAUUGACCUGGGAAGGGAAUGGGCUGCUUCUUGCGUCGACAAUUGGGAUUUUGGGGACGUGGAUGGUCCUUCGGUCUUUGUGGGGGGCUUAA